Messenger RNA from Arabis nemorensis, 2742 nucleotides. NCBI's taxonomy places the organism in Eukaryota, Viridiplantae, Streptophyta, Magnoliopsida, Brassicales, Brassicaceae. The record is from the annotation of a GenBank genome assembly.
AUGUCAUCUCGUCAGUGGUUUCUCACUAUCCUCAUCAUAGUCUUCUUCUUCUCGAGCUUAGCUUUUCCCUCAAUUGCAAGCUCACAAGAAGCACUACUAGAUGUAGUAGAAGAAGAAGAAGCUGCAGUCGUUGGAUACGGCUACGUCGUUAAAUCAGUGGCCGUUGAUUCCAACGGGAAAGUUUUGACGGCGAAUCUUGAUCUGAUAAAACCGUCUUCUGUUUACGGAGCAGAUGUUCAAACACUUAGCCUUCAUGUCAGCUUGGAGACAAGUGAGCGUUUGAGAAUCAGACUCACAGAUUCUAGUCAACAAAGAUGGGAAAUACCGGAAACCGUCAUUCCUCGCGCCGGAAACCACUCUCUUCUCCGUUUCUUAUCGGAAGAAGACGGAGGAGUAAACUCGUCGGAGAACAAUUUCUUAGCAGAUCCAUCAUCGGACUUAGUUUUCACACUCCACAACACAACGCCGUUCGGUUUCUCCGUUUCCCGAAAAUCCUCCGGCGAUAUCCUCUUCGACACUUCGCCGGAUCCAUCGAAUCCAAACACUUACUUGAUCUUCAAAGACCAAUUCCUUCAACUAUCUUCCUCUUUACCGGUAAACAGAUCGAAUCUAUACGGUCUCGGAGAGCACACGAAGCGAUCGUUCAAGCUAAUUCCCGGCGAUACAAUGACUUUAUGGAACGCCGACAUCGGUAGCGAGAAUCCGGACGUUAACCUUUACGGAUCGCACCCGUUUUACAUGGAUGUUAGAGGAUCGAACGGACACGAUGAAGCAGGGACGACUCAUGGCGUUCUCUUGAUGAACAGCAACGGAAUGGACGUGAAGUAUGGAGGAAGUCGGAUUACUUAUAAUGUGAUCGGAGGCAUCAUUGAUCUCUAUGUAUUCGCCGGAAAAUCGCCGGAGUUGGUGAUGGAUCAGUACACAGAUUUUAUUGGAAGACCUGCCCCUAUGCCUUACUGGUCAUUUGGAUUUCACCAGUGUAGGUAUGGAUACAAGAAUGUUUCAGACCUUGAAUCUGUAGUUGAUGGAUAUGCAAAAGCUGUAAUACCUCUUGAGGUUAUGUGGACAGACAUUGAUUACAUGGAUGGGUACAAAGACUUCACUUUCGAUCCCGUGAAUUUCCCGGUGGACAAGAUGAAAUCAUUUGUGGAUAGACUUCACAAGAGCGGUCAGAAAUACGUGUUGAUCUUGGAUCCCGGUAUAGCUGUGAAUAGCUCUUACGGGACAUAUAAGAGAGGAAUGGAAGUGGAUGCUUUCAUAAAACGAAAUGGUGAGCCUUAUCUCGGUGAGGUUUGGCCUGGAAAAGUAUACUACCCCGAUUUUUUGAAUCCAGCUGCUGCAACUUUCUGGAGCAACGAAAUCAAGACGUUCCAGGAAAUUCUACCGUUAGAUGGUGUGUGGCUUGACAUGAAUGAGUUAGCGAAUUUCAUAACUUCACCUCAGUCUCCUGGAUCUUCACUCGAUGAUCCUCCUUACAAGAUCAACAAUUUAGGGGGCAAAACGCCGAUAAACCAAAAGACAGUACCCGCAACAUCUAUCCAUUUUGGAAAUGUUAGUGAGUACAAUGCGCAUAACUUGUAUGGGCUCUUGGAAGCUAAAGCCACUCACCAAGCUGUAGUAGAUAUAACAGGCAAGAGACCGUUUAUUUUGUCGAGAUCCACGUUUGUGAGCUCAGGGAAAUAUACAGCUCAUUGGACCGGUGAUAAUGCUGCAAAGUGGGAGGAUUUGGCUUACUCUAUCCCUGGAAUUCUCAACUUUGGACUGUUUGGGAUUCCAAUGGUUGGAGCUGAUAUCUGCGGUUUCUCGCAUGAUACCACUGAGGAAUUAUGUCGCCGAUGGAUCCAGUUAGGAGCGUUUUACCCUUUCGCAAGAGAUCAUUCGGCGUUAGGUACUGCUAGACAAGAACUAUUCGUCUGGGAUUCGGUUGCUUCUUCUGCGAGAAAGGUUCUUGGCCUCCGUAUGCAACUGCUGCCACAUCUCUACACGCUGAUGUAUAAUGCGCAUGUUAGCGGUGUUCCGAUCGCGCGACCGCUCUUCUUCUCCUUCCCUCAAGACAAUAAAACCUAUGAGAUUGAUUCUCAAUUCUUGAUCGGUAAAAGUAUAAUGGUAUCUCCGGCGCUGAAGAAAGAUACGGUGACCGUCGAUGCAUAUUUCCCCGCCGGAAACUGGUUCGAUAUGUUUAACUAUUCGUUUGCUGUUGGUGGAGAUUCCGGCAAGCACGUUACGCUUGAUACUCCUGCCGAUCACGUCAACGUUCAUGUUCGAGAAGGUAGCAUUGUGGCUAUGCAAGGAGAAGCAAUGACAACUAGAGAAGCAAGAACCACGCCGUUUCGGCUUCUGGUCGUAGCCAGCAAGCUUGAGAACAUUUCCGGCGAACUGUUUCUCGAUGACGGCGAGAACAUACGGAUGGGAAAGGAAGGAGGGAACCGUGAUUGGACCCUUGUGAAGUUCCAGUGCUAUGUGAACGGAAAAUCCGUGGUACUGAGAUCAGAAGUGGUGAACCCAGAGUACGCAUCUAGAAUGAAAUUGACCAUCGGGAAAGUGACGUUUGUCGGGUUCGAAAACGUGGAAAGUGUGGAAACGUACUAUGUUAGGACAAGCGAGAGAUUUAAGGGUCCGAGAAUUUCUCUACUUAAGACGGUUUUGGACGAUGAUGAUGAUCCGAGGUUUAUGAAUGUGGAGGUUUCUAGACUGUCCUUGCUUGUUGGGAAGAAGUUCGAGAUGAGAUUGAAAUUGAAUUAA